Anguilla anguilla (European eel) is the source of this 3454-nucleotide messenger RNA. RefSeq names its product zinc finger protein 574 (gene znf574). The coding region runs from base 134 to 3454 and encodes 1106 amino acids. The transcript is spliced from 7 exons. Gene Ontology annotation, molecular function: DNA-binding transcription factor activity, RNA polymerase II-specific; RNA polymerase II cis-regulatory region sequence-specific DNA binding. Gene Ontology annotation, biological process: regulation of transcription by RNA polymerase II. The record is from RefSeq and is a predicted model, not a curated record. Lineage: Eukaryota; Metazoa; Chordata; Actinopteri; Anguilliformes; Anguillidae. Gene Ontology annotation, cellular component: nucleus.
ACCGCCAUAACACCACAGAAGAAGUGGGACAGGCACGGUCAUAUCAGAGUUUGCCAGCUAGCAAUAAAUAAGUUAGCUAAAGCUGAGGUAGCUAUUCUAUGAAGUCCGUGUUCUAAUAGCUCGGACGCUUGGGAUGGAGACCUCGGUGUACAUGUGCUUCCCCUGCUGCCAGGAGUUCAGCACGCUGGAGGAAGUGCUCGUGCACCAGCUGACCUGCAACCCUGAAGCUGAAAGGAAGGAGGAAUUCAUCGCAGCGCACCCUGGUCUCCAGGAUGAGCAGACGCUUUCAGAGACCCUGCUGACCGCUUGUGACCUGCUGGGCGAGGACCAGAACCAGACGACCAUGGUGCUGUCAGAACCGAGGGACCAGGGCGCGACCGCGGCAGGUUCUGACAGCCAGAUCCAGUACCAGUGCGGGGACUGCGGGUGUCUGUUUGAGUCUCUGGGCCUGUGGCAGCAGCACCGCAAGCUGGGCCUGUGCCACGCGCCCGGGUCAGAGCCCCAGCCGGACGGGACCGAGCAGAACAGCACCGGGGAGAACCCUGAGCAGAACCUGGAUGGGGAGGCUGCCGUGGGGGAGACUGGGGACGGGGUGGCUGGAGGAGACACAGUGGCAGGAGGAGACGCGAUGGCAGGAGACACAGUGGCAGGAGGAGACGCAGUGGCAGGAGACACAGUGGCAGGAGGAGACGCAGUGGCAGGAGACACAGUGGCAGGAGGAGAUGCAGAGGCAGGAGACACAGUGGCAGGAGGAGAUGCAGAGGCAGGAGGAGACGCAGUGGCAGGAAACACAGUGGCAGGAGGAGACGCAGUGGGAGGAGGAGACGCGGUGGCAGGAGGCACAGUGGCAGGAGGAGAUGCAGAGGCAGGAGACACAGUGGCAGGAGGAGAUGCAGAGGCAGGAGGAGACGCAGUGGCAGGAAACACAGUGGCAGGAGGAGAUGCAGAGGCAGGAGGAGACGCAGUGGCAGGAGGAGACGCAGUAGGAGGAGGAGACCCAGAGGGAGGGGAUGCUGCAAAAGUGGCGGAAAACGAGCCUGCCAGGACAGAGGGGCGAGAGAAGGAGUUGGCGGUCAGCCAGGACCACGCCUACCUGCAGAGCAGCAAGCUAAGCGCAGUGGGGGGCACAGGCGGGGGGGCGCCAGGGGAAGGUCCGCCCACCAAGGAGGUGGAGCCAAACGCGGACGCGGAGGGCCAGAGCCCCCCCCCGAGGCGGCGGGGGAGCCGGAAGGCCGCGGGCCCGCGGCUGGGCCUGCUGUGCGUGGACUGCGGAGCCGCCUUCACCCUGGUGCCCGAGCUGGUGGCGCACCGCAAGUCCCAGCACAGCCUGGAGGGGGCGCUGCACCGCUGCCCCGUCUGCGGGGAGAGCUUCCUCAGCACCACGCUCUUCCUCUACCACCGCAAGCAGCACCGCAGGAGGGAGGGAGGCCCCAGGGAGGCGCCGCGGGCGCCGACCGCCGUCGACGUGGCGGUCCAGACCUGCUUUCCGGACGAGCAGGCGGUGGACGGCGAGGUGGUUGUGGAAGAGGCGGGGGCGGGGGCGGAGGCGGCGGAGGAGGCGGAGCGAGAGGCGGCGGACUCCCAGGACCCCGCCGUCGACCCCAAGGAGCCGGACUCGGACGGGGGCGAGGCGGACGUCAAGCUCGAGGCCCCGCCGGACGAGGGGCCUCCCAACUUCCUGUGCGUGGACUGCGGCUCGGGCUUCAGCACGGAGCCGGUGCUGGCGGAGCACCGCAGGGCGGCGCACGGCCUGCAGGAGGCGCUGCACCGCUGCCCCGAGUGCGGCGAGGGCUUCAUGAACACCACGCUCUUCCUGUACCACCGCAGGAAGCACAAGGGCAGCGCGGGCGCGGGGCAGGAGGGGGCGGCGGCGGGCGGGGCGGGGCCUCCCGGGGCUCCCGCGGGGGCCGCGUGCCCGUCCUCUGCCCACGCGCCACUCUCCGCUGCGCCAAAGAGCAAGGGCAGCCCUGGGCUCGCGUCCUUGCACAAGAGGGCAAAGGCUGAGAAUGGCACAGGUGAGAGUGUGUUCCUCAGUAAGGUGGGCUCUCAGGGGGGCGCCACGCCCGUGGAGGCGGAGCCCCAGACCUCUCAGCUGAGCAGAAGCUGGUCCCGCACACCGCUGCCGCACGCCUGCCCGCACUGCCGCCGCACCUUCACCCGCCGCUGCCUGCUCCGCGCCCACGUCUUCACCCACACGGGCGAGAAGCUGUUCGGCUGCAAGGUGUGCGGCAAGGCCUUCUCCCGGCCGGGGAACCUGCUGCGGCACAGCCGCGCCCAUGCCGAGGGCAGGCCCCACGCCUGCCCGCGCUGCGGCCGCGCCUUCAGCCAGCCCGAGACGCUGCGCCGCCACCUGGCCAUGCACGGCAAGGGGGGCGGGGCCCAGCUGCCCGCCGCCUGCCCCGCCUGCCCCGCCAGCUUCCACACGCGGGCCGAGCUGGAGAAGCACAGACUCACUCAUGCCGCUCGUGUGUUCUCCUGUUCGGACUGUGGCCAGACCUUCAAGCGCAAGAAACACCUGGACCAGCACACACUCAUGCACCAAGAGAAGGAGCCCAAGACCUGCCCCAUCUGCUCCAUCCAGUUCCUGAACCAGUCCGUCCUGGAGAACCACAUGCUGCACUGCUCGGGGAAGGAGGACCGCAGUCAGGGCCGGGGGCGUGGCCAGGGGCGGGGGCGGAGCAUGGGCCAGCUGGAGUGCGACAUGUGCGGGCACUGCUGCGUGACCCAGGAGGGGCUGGAGCUGCACCGCCUGUCGCACACGGGGCAGACCCCGCUGCGCUGCCCGAUGGCGCCCUGCCGCCACCGCUUCCUGUCCCGCACCGCCCUGGACAAGCACGUCCUCACCCACCGGCAGGGCAAGGCCGCCGCCGCCAGCAAGCCCCGCCCCUACCGCUGCGAGCACUGCGGCAAGGGCUUCGCCUACGCCUCCACCUUCAACCUGCACAUGAGGAUCCACACCGGCGAGAGGCCCUACGAGUGCUCCAAGUGCGGGAAGCGCUUCCGGCAGCUCCCGCACCUGCAGGACCACGAGCGGAUCCACAGCGGGGCGCGGCCCUUCUGCUGCUGGGUGUGCGGGAAGAGCUUCUCGGUGGCAGCGCGCCUGACGGAGCACGCCCGCACGCACAGCGGCGAGAAGCCGCACGCCUGCGCCCAGUGCCCCCGCACCUUCCGCUCCCGCUCCAACCUGGACAAGCACGCGCGGGCGCUCGGGCACCUGCCCGCCCCCGCCGCCCCGAGCCCCGCCCCCGCCCCAAGCCCCGCCCCCGUCGCCCCGAGCCCCGCCCCCGAGGGCGAGGCCGCCGUGCGCACCAUCCUGCUGGUGCAGACCCCCGCCUCCGACGCCGCCGCCACCGUCUACCACGCGGACGCCUCUUCCCUGGUCUUCUUCCACCCCUCCGUCUCCGUGGUGACUGAGCAGGACAUCCAGCAGUCCAUCGAGGUCGUGCUGGAAUAG